Molecule: messenger RNA, 930 nt
Organism: Geodia barretti
Lineage: Eukaryota; Metazoa; Porifera; Demospongiae; Tetractinellida; Geodiidae
Source: the annotation of a GenBank genome assembly
AUGCCUCACACCUUUGAGAUCAUCCCGCGAGCCCCCUACUCGUUCGACCUGACCGCCGGGCGCUUCGGGCGUUUUGCCAGCGAGAUCGUCGAUCUGCUCGACGGCAAGCAGUAUCGCCGUUUGCUCGUCGCCGGCCGUCAGCUUGCCCUGGCCACGGUGACGGACGUCGGCACCGUCGGCAAGCCACGCCUCGCCGUGGAAUUGCGCAGUCCAUCAAAGGCGCCGCUGCAGCGGGAAGUCUUUGAGGCGCAGGUGCGGCACAUCCUGUGUACCGAUCUCGACCUCAGGCCAUUCUAUCGCUUGGCGCGCGGCAACGACCUGCUGGCGCCGAUGGUCACCCGCUUCCGCGGCUUGCGCCUUGCGGCCAGCCCGACGCUGUUCGAGGCGCUGGUCGGCGCGGUGCUGUCGCAGCAGGUCAACCUCACGUUCGCCUACUCGAUCAAGCGGGAACUGGUCGAGCGCUUCGGGCGCAAAUGGCGCGUCGGGGGCCACACCUAUUGGGCCUUCCCGGAGCCACGCCGCUUUGCCGAGCAGAGCGUGGAAGACCUGCGCGCCUUUCGCCUGAGCAACGCCAAGGCCGGUGCGCUCAUUCGCCUUGGCGGCGCCUUUACUUCCGCCACCCCUUUUCCUGCCCCGUCCGGCGAGCUGGAUUCGCUGUCCGACGAUGAUCUCAUCGAACGCCUGACCACCCUCAAGGGCAUCGGCCGCUGGACCGCCGAAACCGCCCUGGUGCGCGGCCUCAUCCGUCCCGACGUUUUUCCCGCCGGCGACCUUGCAGUCGUCAAAUACUUAGCCCAAAGCCUGCUGGGCAAAACGGAAAAAGCCUCCGAAGCCGAGAUGCGCACCUUUGCCGAAGGUUGGCGCCCCUACCGCGGCCUCGCCCUUGUCUAUUGCUACGCCGAGAUGGGCCGCCGGCGCAGCGAGGGUUGA